AUGUUUGAAAAGUUUCAGGAGAUAGCGACAGAGGGAUGUCGUGCAAGUGCUGCGUUUGUAAUUAACAAUGAAAGCUACAUUGCCUUUGCAAGCGAGGUCACUGAUUCGAACCUGGUAUCAUUAGUCGUCUAUAAGUGGUCGGGCAAGAACUUCGGAAAAUUUCAGACGCUUCGAACGAAUAGAGCAACGGAUGUGAAGUCCUUUUACAUCAAUGACCACGUUUUUCUAGCCAUAGCCACUCGGGAAGAUUAUAUCAACUCCCCCUCGUUCAUUUACAAGUGGAAUGGCAGACAGUUUGUCCCUUUUCAGUCCAUUGGUACCCUUGGGGCCAGGGCCUGGUACCCAUUUGUCAUAUGCGGUCAAACGUUUCUGGGUGUGGCUAAUCAACAGGACAUAUCACGUUCCAGGUACAACAAAAGGUUCAACAUAGAGUCAGUCGUGUAUCGUGCUUCUGGGGACCAGUUCACUGCAUAUCAAGAGAUUUCAACCUUUGGAGCGACUGAUAUGACGUCAUUUGAAUACAAGGGUUACACUUACUUGGCAAUUGCAAAUUCAUGGAAUGAUGACAACCAAAGAAACAUUGACAGCACGCUGUACAAGUGGACCUAA
This is a messenger RNA of Porites lobata, 609 nucleotides long. Lineage: Eukaryota; Metazoa; Cnidaria; Anthozoa; Scleractinia; Poritidae. The record is from the annotation of a GenBank genome assembly.